Sorghum bicolor (sorghum) is the source of this 1597-nucleotide messenger RNA. Its product is annotated as reticulon-like protein B12. NCBI's taxonomy places the organism in Eukaryota, Viridiplantae, Streptophyta, Magnoliopsida, Poales, Poaceae. The transcript is spliced from 3 exons. Bases 433 to 1098 code for a protein of 221 amino acids. The record is from RefSeq and is a predicted model, not a curated record.
AAAGAAAAGGGUGGUGGAUGAUUGGGGUGGGGGAGGCCGGUGCCUGUGCCUGUUAGUGGACUGGUGGUAGUGGGACCCACGCCACGUCAAUUCCAGCUCAUCAUUCCAGCCGUCUGUUUUGUUGGUUGGGAAAGUAAAGAAAGCAGGUUUGGUUCCGUUCUGGAGGGAGGGGGAAGCAGGAGCAGGAAAUCAGCCAUCAGCCAUGGAUUUCUCUUCCGUCUCUGUUUGAUUUGAUUGGGAUUGGUUCUUGGUUGCUGCUUUGCUUUGGUCGAAAUUCCAUUCCAUUUCCAUUGCAUCGGCAGCCUCCAUCCCAUCCAGUUUGGCUGGAUUCCUCUCAUCCGAUCCACCACCACCGUCGACCGUCGUCGCUGCUUGGUUGCCUGCUUGGCUCCCUUACCUUACCUUACCUUACCUUACCUUACCUUACCUUACAUGAUGGAUGCUCGAAUCGCCACCGCUGGUGUUGGCGUUGGCGGCGGCGCCGGGACAUGUGCCGCCGGCGGAUUCGUCUGGGACGUGCUGCUGUGGCGCCGGGGCCGCGCCGACGUGAGCGCCUGCCUGCUGGCGGCCACCGUCUCCUCCUGGCUGCUCUUCUACGGCGGCCUGGUCCGCGGCUACACCUUGCUGUCCCUCGCCUCCAGCGUGCUCCUCCUGCUCCUCACCGUGCUCUUCCUGUGGGCCAAGGCAGCGCGCCUCCUCAACAGGCCGCAGCCUCCCGUGCCGGAGCUGCGUGUUCCGCAGCAGGCCGUGGACGAUGCGGCGGCGCUGCUGCGCUCUGCUCUCGACGCCGCCUUGGAUGCCUUCCGGGACAUCGCGCUGGGCAGGGACUCGCUGCUCUUCUACCGAGCCUUCCUCUGCCUGUGGAGCGUCUCCAUCGUCGGCAGCCUCACAGAUUUCCCAACCGCCUGCUACGCAACAGGCAUCGUGGCUGCUCUGACCAUCCCGGCGCUGUACCACAGGCACCAAGAAUGCAUCCGCACCUACAUGAGCUUCGCCUACAUGAACCUCCGGAUGUACGAGAUGGUGUACGAGAGGUUGUCCAUGAAAUGCUUCCUCAGGAUCAGGGACUGGGUCAUGGAGCUACUCAAGGAUCCAUGACCACUCACUCACCCUACUACCGAGCUGCUUGUGCACUUUGUGUAGUUGUGCUUGGCUUGCUUCUAAAAUGAUUGAUUGAUUUGGUUGGCUUGCUUCUUCUUUGCUUGUGCAUAGCGUAGCGCACUAACACUAGGUCUGAGACUGGGAUCUUGUGUUGGUGCUUCAGGUAUAUUAUUAUACGUAGUUCAUUCAUUGAUAGACAGAGGCAAUACUCGUAUAGUAGUUUUGAUUGAUGCUGAUGAUUGUUUGAUUGCUUUGGAUUCGGGGAGUGGUGUGCUGGUUGCUGCUUUCACCUUCUUCUGCUUGUGCAGUGCUCUUGUUGUUCAGUUCAGGGGAGCUAAGCUAGUCUUUACUCUUCUCUUUAGUGGUGUGUCAUGCUCAUGCUGAAUUGCUGAUGCAUGCAAGGUGCCUUCUGAUUCUGCAAGAUUCAUGUAACAUUUCUGAAAUAUAUACUAUUAGCUUGCAAACAUCUUGGAUGGCUGGAGUACCUCCCACUUCA